AUUGCGCUUAUGUUUCAAUCUUCUCUCAGGGAAAAGCACACUGGAGUGCUCUCUAAGCACAGAAUUGCACUCUAGGGGGAAGCUUUCCUAUGUUCUUGAUGGAGAUAACCUUUGCCAUGGACUGAACAAAGGUGCUGGUUUUAUAUGCACUGCUAGUCUGAUAUCACCAUACAGAAAGGACUGGGAUGUUUGCAGUGCGAUGUUGGCAGAUGCUAAUUUCACAGUUUUCAUGAACAUGCAUCUGUCAUUGUGUGAGUCCAGAGAUGCUAAAGGCCUCUACAAGCUUGCACUAGCCGAAAAGAUUAAAGGAUUUACUGGCACAGAUGAUCCUUAUGAACUACCUUUGAAUUGCGAGAUAGAAAUAAAAGAGAAAGAUGGAGCCUGCCCCACAGCAUCUGCCAUGGCUGGACAAGUAGUGUCCUACUUGGAGGACAAAGGACUUGCGCAGGAUCAGUGAUUAAGUCCGCUAACUUUGAGCUAUCAUAAUCAUAACCUCUUCGGACAAAUCAUUUUGUUUGGGGUUCAUAUCCUGUCCACUUCAACACCUUCUGGCUAAGGGUGUCACCAGGUUCUUUGAAGAGACACAAAACAAUGCGCAGCAGAGAAGAAAAGAAAAGUUGUAAAACAGUGUGCAGCAAUUAAGAUGAAACGGUGUGCAACGGCAGGAAGCAAGUUUGUUAAUCUAUUGUAACAAAUAGCUCAGUAGAUAGAUCCAGUAGCUGAGCUAUCUCCAUGUGUAUAUAUAUCCCCUGUCAUUUAAUGAAAUUAUCAGAAGUGAUUUUUGAAA
This is a messenger RNA of Manihot esculenta (cassava), 787 nucleotides long. Its product is annotated as adenylyl-sulfate kinase 3-like. Gene Ontology annotation, molecular function: adenylylsulfate kinase activity. The coding region runs from base 200 to 457 and encodes 85 amino acids. The transcript has 6 exons. Lineage: Eukaryota; Viridiplantae; Streptophyta; Magnoliopsida; Malpighiales; Euphorbiaceae. The record is from RefSeq and is a predicted model, not a curated record. Gene Ontology annotation, biological process: sulfate assimilation.